Corapipo altera (White-ruffed manakin) is the source of this 1327-nucleotide messenger RNA. RefSeq names its product transmembrane protein 123 (gene TMEM123). The coding region runs from base 49 to 606 and encodes 185 amino acids. The record is from RefSeq and is a predicted model, not a curated record. Lineage: Eukaryota; Metazoa; Chordata; Aves; Passeriformes; Pipridae. Gene Ontology annotation, cellular component: cytoplasmic vesicle. The transcript has 6 exons.
CGCCGUGGGCAGACGCGUCCGGCGAGCUCCGGCGGCCCCUCCGCGGCCAUGCGGCUCCUCGGCGGCGCGUCCUGCGCGCUGCUGCUACUCCUGCUCGCCCCCGGCUCCCGAAAUGAAGACAUGAACAGCACUGCACCUUUUACUACGAUUUCAGGCCAGAGAUUGCCAGACAAUAGCAGUUCAUCCAAUGUCACUUCUGUGUCAUCCACACAAUCUGCAGCAACAUCUGCAGGAGGUGUGUCCACCAGUACUACUCAUCUGACCAGUACCACUCAGCCCACUAUCACCAAUAUGUCUGUCAGCUUGACGACUCAGCCCACCAAAACCAGCCAGACAAUAAGAUCCACCACAGCUUCAUCAGUCACAUCAUCACAACUCUAUGUUACAGUGGUGACCACUUCCAAGAUUUCUUCCACUUCUGUAACAGCCACAUCAAAAUCUGAGGCUGUUGUAGCCAAAACCUCCAGGUUCGAUGUGGGCAGUUUUGUUGGUGGCAUUGUGCUGACUCUUGGAGUCCUAGUUAUUCUCUACAUCGGAUGCAAAACCUAUCACUCUAGAAGAGGCAUUCAGUACAGAACCAUUGAUGAACAUGAUGCCAUCAUUUAAAGAGACUUCAGGGAAGACAGUGUUGGAAACCCACCCUGUCACAGCUGUUGUAACUUGCUUCUGAAAGAGUUUCUUUCAUAAAGAUGAUCACAGUCUCUAAACCUGUGGGUGUUACCCUGCAAAAUGUUGAGAAGUUUUUUUAAACAUCCUGAUUUUUUACAUUGGCUUUCAUAAGAGUAAGAGGAACUCAGCACUUUGUAGAGACAGUAUUUUCUUAUUCCAGUAUUUGUAGCCAGAUUUAACAAAAUCACAUAUUGAGUCAUUUUAAGGUACACACACAGGUCUCUGAAAUAGCUAAUUACUAGCACAGGUGAUUACAUCAUUGCAAUUCUAAGUAAGUUCAGGUGGGUUUUUUUCUAAAAUUUUGUAUUAAAUUGUAUUUAUUUUGAAGUUUGCUGUGAACUUUAGUUUAGAAAUUUUGGAUUUUGAACAACUCAGUUAAUUUUUAAUAGAGUAUAAAGGGGUGUGUUUAGCUAACUGUAUAGAAGGUGUGAUGAGUACUUUAAGUGUCAGUCAUUAGCUUGCCAGUGACUUGCAGAUACUUUCCUUAAUAGGCUGUACAAUGAGACAAGCUGCAGGAAGCAUGGACAGAUUGGAGAUAUCCAUCCAUGACCGUUUUCUCUAAAAGCUGCUUUUUUCUAGCAUGUCCUAAUGAAGCUUGUGCAAUUGAAGAUAAAAUAAGAAUGCAAAAAAGUAAUUGUGCCAUCAUAAAUAAAAAAAA